GUCCUCGCACACGGAGGAGACCAUGGGAGGGACAGCUCAGGAGAGCCCGGAGGACUGCCACUUUCUGGAUGCAGAAGCGUCCAAGACGUGGAAGAGGACCUGCACCAGAUCCCAGACCUGUGGACUGCUCUUCAGCGUGCUGCUCAUCUCUCUGAUCCUGAUAUUUUUUGGUGUCAAAUACCUUUGGAGCCCAACACCCAGAAAAGUUUAUGACAUGGAGCACACAUUCUUCAGCCAUGGUGAGAAGAAGAAGAUUGUGAUGGAGAUCGACCCUCUGGCCAGGACAGAGACCUUCAGGAGUGGGAAUGGCAGUGAGGAAAUCCUGGAGAUCCAUGACUUCAAAAACGGAAUAACUGGCAUCUUCUUUGUGGGACUUCAAAAAUGUUUCAUCAAAACUCAGACUAAAGUGUUACCUGAGACAACAGAGGCCAAGAUCCCCGAGCUUGAGGGAGAAGAAAUCACCACCACCUACUUUGAGCAGUCUGUGGUCUGGGUGCCUGGGGAAAAGCCCAUUCAGAACAAGGAGUUCCUGAAGAGCUCAAAAAUUUUUGACAUCUGCAGAAACGUGACCAUUUACUGGAUCCACCCAACGCCGAUUGCAGUUCCUGAGCUGGCCAAACUUGAAGGAGCAGAAGAAGAUGACCCUGAAGUGUUUGUAGACAACCAGAGCUGGUUGGAUGGGGAGAGCAAACACGAGGUGGAGAAGGACGUGCAGCCAGGACCCAAGCGUCAGGCACGGCAGCUCACGGAGGAGGAUCUGCCCAUCAAUGACUACUCGGAGAACGGGCUGGAGUUCCACCCGCUGUGGGACGAGCGCGGGUACUGCUGUGCCCAGUGCCGCCGCGCCAACCGCUACUGCCAGCGGGUCUGCGAGCCCCUCCUGGGCUACCAUCCCUACCCCUACUGCUACCAGGGCGGGAGGGUCAUCUGCCGGAUCAUCAUGCCCUGCAACUGGUGGAUUGCACGGAUGCUGGGCAGGGUUUAG
Colius striatus (speckled mousebird) is the source of this 985-nucleotide messenger RNA. It is a transcript of the gene TNMD, whose product is annotated as tenomodulin. The transcript is spliced from 7 exons. The coding region runs from base 23 to 985 and encodes 320 amino acids. Gene Ontology annotation, biological process: negative regulation of angiogenesis; negative regulation of endothelial cell proliferation. The record is from RefSeq and is a predicted model, not a curated record. Lineage: Eukaryota; Metazoa; Chordata; Aves; Coliiformes; Coliidae.